ACAUUUUCUAGUGCGGACGCGUCGGACGCGCGCGUACUAACAAACAGACCAUUCUUUUGUUAGUGAUGAGUCGGUAACAUGUCAAGUGAGGGUUCAGUGACGUCCAGUGGGUCCCGUAUCCGACAGUUCGGGCUUUACAGGACGAUCGAUGCGAGGACCGAGGAGUUCCUCAGGUCUUCGAGGAAGCGGCAAAUACGGCAAGGAUGCGCGUGCGCAGCUAUAUCGACGGCUAUCACAGUUACUGUUGUUGUUGUAAUUCUACUAAUCUACGAAUACGCGAUUGCUGUAGAAUGGAGUUUAGUACAAAGCUUAAGAAGUGUAAACCGGACAGAUAACAGCGACCAACCGUUUGCCGACAGACUGGACCGAAGUUAUUUCGGCUUUGAUCAGGACUACUACCAACGAAUGCCGCUACUCAUCAACGCUUUACAAGAGAGCAGCUACUACGAUCCGACCUUAGAAACGUCUGGGCCUCUCGCCAAAAGAAAACGAUUUAAUGUAACAAUAAUAAAGUCAACGUCUAGACCAAUUUAUAAAACAAAUGCAGUCAGGAGAACGAGUCCGAGACCCUUCUACUUUGAAUACAGACACCCAACACCUCUUCCGUUUAGUAAAAACUAUGGAUCACGAACCUGGUUCGAAAAAUAUAGGAACGAGGAAAGGUUAAAAAACAUAAGACAAAUCAUAAAAUAUUUAGAGACCACAAUAAAUGCUAAAGUUGGCGAUAUGCACUCAAAACCAACAACAAACACACAAAUAGCUUUUACAGGGCUGUACAUAGAGCCUAUGUUGGAAAAUAAAGAUUCCAACAAGGAUGCCUCGUCAGAUUUACAGCAAGAGAGCUCAGAUAAUAUAAAUAAAUUUAAAUCUAAUCAUCUAGCAGAUCCACUCUUCAAUUUCAAACCAGAAAGUCCUGGAGAUGUAAAUCUGUUAGCUGAUGAAUUCUUAAGAUUCUCGCCCAUUCCGACCCCUAGUCUGAAAGAUAUGUCUAAAAAGUAUCCACUGUUCCGACAGAUUCCAUACCACAAGAGGAAUUGUCUUGGUAACACAUGUGAAGAAAGUUAUCAAAGUAAUACUAAGUUUCCACAGAGUUUUAGUGCAAUACAACCAACAACAGUCACACCUCCAGUUAGUACCACAAAAUCAUUCAGUGUAAUGCUAAACUUAUUUCCAUUUAAAAAAGAGGCACCGACAACUAAACAGUCUGUAGAUAGUAUAUAUUUAACGACAUCAAGACCUUUAAUACAAUUUAAAAGAAAAUCGAACAUGAUUAGACGUGUUUACACUCCAUAUAAAAGGCCAAGGUAUUUAAGUAAUUUAAUAAAUAAAGCAAAUAAAGUAGAGAAGAGCAAAGCAAAUGAAAGUAAGGCCAUUGAAACAGGAACACAAAUGAUAGUACACGUUAAAAUGUACGACUCUAAUGAAAACUUCGAUUCCAAGAACGAAUCAAAUUAUAAUGAACAUUCCACAGUGUUAUCUACACAGAUAAACCCAUACACAACGAAGGCUCCUAUAGAAUUGUCAACUUCACAAAUUGAAGAUUAUCACGCAGGUAGCUCGGGUUACAUACCUGUUGAAACGAGGUCAGAAACACAACCAUUGCCUAAAGUCACAACAAUGACUUCAUUUUUCGAUAUGAAUACUGAAUACCCUUGGCCAGCACCAACAGAAGUCUAUCAAUUCAACGCAAGAGACGCAAAAAUACCAGAUCAAUACUUGGAAAAACAAACGCAGACAAACACCCAACCGAUGGAAAUUAGUAGAAGAAGUUCGGGAGUGCAGAACACAGAUGGUUUUGAACAACCGAGCACGCUCAUAGUCAAGCUGAAAAAUGAAUUUGUGAGAACGACUACUGAACGUCCCGAAAAUAAAACAGCAACAGUCGAUGCUACUACGACCGUUUGGACGUAUGUGCCUCAAAUAAAUGGACAUUACAGAAGCAUAAACCAAAACUCCAAAAACGUUAAUACGUGGUUAGACUCAGACCCGGAAAACGAUAGGAAAAAGCGUUUAGAACAGUCUGUGACGGGUAUUAAUGACUAUGUACCGAAGUAUGUAGAAAUUAAAAGAAAUCAUACCCAGACGUCUUCAGAUGACGAGGUCACCGUUGAUGAGGACAAUGCUAAUGAUAGUAAUGUAGAAAAUAGAUCAUUGUGAUUGUAAAAUGUAAUCCCUCUUGUGAAUUAGUAGAAAUACUCUAAUUUAAGUGGUAAUUGUAAAUUAUAUAAGUAUUUAUUUUCUGUGUCCCACCGACUUUACUUCUUUCCCAUUGAUGUGUCUUGAGCUAUAUCACUUUGUGGGCACGUUUGUAAAUAAAUUAGAAGGACGA
This is a messenger RNA of Trichoplusia ni (cabbage looper), 2329 nucleotides long. RefSeq lists its product as uncharacterized. Bases 79 to 2157 code for a protein of 692 amino acids. The record is from RefSeq and is a predicted model, not a curated record. NCBI's taxonomy places the organism in Eukaryota, Metazoa, Arthropoda, Insecta, Lepidoptera, Noctuidae. The transcript is spliced from 2 exons.